Molecule: messenger RNA, 1128 nt
Organism: Trichomonas vaginalis G3
Lineage: Eukaryota; Parabasalia; Trichomonadida; Trichomonadidae
Product: glucokinase family
Exons: 1
Coding region: 1-1128 (375 amino acids)
Biological process (GO): glucose 6-phosphate metabolic process; glycolytic process
Molecular function (GO): D-glucose binding; glucokinase activity; ATP binding
Source: RefSeq, a predicted model, not a curated record
AUGUUCGAUUUCGAACGCAUACAGAAAAUAAAAGAAUGGAAAACAAAUGAUUCAAUUCCAAUUUGUAUCGGAUGUGAUGUUGGAAUAUCAGUAUUAAAAGUUAGACUUUCAGAUUUUAACAAUCCUUCACGAUUCAUCGAUAUUGGCCAUGAAAAAGCAAAUACAACAUAUAAGAUUAUACAAGUACUACAAGAUCUUCAGGAAGAACUCUUACAAGUCGAUUCCCAAGUGAUUUGUCUCGGUUCAGCAAUUUCUUUUGCAGGACCAAUCAAAAAUAACACAGUUACCAUUACAAAUUGGAAUGGAUCCAUUGAAGAUAGAUCAUUGUCAAUUUCACAACUUCCUUCAAGUAUUUUUCCAAAAGAAAGGUCAGUUUUCUUAAAUGAUUUAGAAGCAUGCGCGUAUGGAAUUAUUGCAGCUAAAGAACAAGGAAUUCUUGAAGAAAAUUUUGCUCAGCUGUUUGAAGAUAAAGCUCCAGAAGGUCCUGUUUUAUCUAAUGAAAGAACAGCUAUUUUAGCGAUGGGAUCUGGUUUUGGAGUUGCUCUAAUUGCCAGAACACCUCUUCAUGACAAACCUGUUGUAGUUCCAACAGAAUUAAGACAUAUUCAAAUACCUCCACGAAUGGAAAAACAUAAAAUGUUUGCAGAAGAAGAUGAUUUACUUGAGUAUAUUUCAAAAUGUAAUUAUCAAGGACGACUUGAUCCAGAAUAUGAAGAUAUUUGUUCUGCAAGAGGAAUCAAGAUCUGUUACCAAUACUAUCACUUAAAAUCCACAGGAGAAAAAAUAAAUCUUGAUAAAAUUGAUCCUGCUGAUAUUGCUCAAAGAGCAAUUAGAGGUGAAAGAGAUGCACAUGAUGCAUUGAAAACACAUUACUUAUACUACUUUAGAGCUGCAAAAACAAUAGCAAGUUCACUUUCUUGUCAAUCAAUAGUUCUUGCAUUAGCUAAUCAAGUAAAGAAUUGUCCAUUCGUUAUGUCAAUUGUAGAAGAGCUUGAAGAUGAAUUCUAUGAAUUUAUUAGACCAGAUUGUAUUUGCGGAACAAGAAUUUAUUCACAAACAUCCCUUCUUAACUUCAAUAUCCUAGGAACAAUUUAUAUGGCACAUGCAAUAGCAAAUAUGGCAGAAUAA